This is a messenger RNA of Tribolium castaneum (red flour beetle), 12000 nucleotides long. Its product is annotated as DNA-dependent protein kinase catalytic subunit. The transcript is spliced from 16 exons. Gene Ontology annotation, cellular component: nucleus. The record is from RefSeq and is a predicted model, not a curated record. The coding region runs from base 490 to 11934 and encodes 3814 amino acids. Gene Ontology annotation, biological process: double-strand break repair via nonhomologous end joining; protein phosphorylation; intrinsic apoptotic signaling pathway in response to DNA damage. Lineage: Eukaryota; Metazoa; Arthropoda; Insecta; Coleoptera; Tenebrionidae. Gene Ontology annotation, molecular function: DNA-dependent protein kinase activity; protein binding.
AACUACACGUGUUAACCUAAAUAUGGAAACACACCAGUGGCUUCGUAACGAAUUCUAAAUUUCCGCUUUGAUACUGAAUAUAUUUGAAUAUUAUAAAUCUGACGGCAUGUCAUAAGGUAAAAUUAUAAGUAUUUUAACUAAACCAUUUUUUUUAAACUUGAAUACAUAAAAUAUUUCUGAAACUUGUAAUGUUUUCUCAAUUGUCUGCCCCUUGACUACGAGCUGCCAAUGAACAAGGAGUAUGCAAUGAACAAGAGUAGGCUCUUGCCUCUCAGUCCUCUCGCCCUUACGUGGUGGCUUUGAACAACCUGCCUAUAAACUCGCUGUAUGGCGUGUCUAUCCUAUAUAUGGUCGAAAAACGCAACCUGCACCCGCCAAUUUAUGUUUUGACAGUUACAGUUUUGUGUAUUUUGAGGUUAUGUUGUUUGGUGAAACUUUGAUUGUUAUUUUUUUUGGGUAUUAUCCUUAAAUGUUAUGAACACCUAAAUCAUGGAUUUAAGUCCGCGCGAUUUUCUAAAAUUACUGUACAAAUACUUGGAUGAAGAAGCAGAAGAUGUAGCAAGUAAACAGUGUAAUCAAUUAUUAACCAACUUUAGUGAUGCCCUUACACAUGAACAAAUAAACUCGACUUAUCUUGAUCAAAGUCUGCAUUAUUUCUUCAGUACAUCAUCUGGGCUUCACACUUUUGUGAAGAAAAUUAUCAACAAGAAACCAUUCAAGACAUCUGUUGUAAAAUUUUUUGAAAUUAUUUAUGCUUUGAUCAAUAAUUUUCCCUUCAAACUUAAAAAAUAUGUUUCUGUAAUUUUUGAAACAUGCUUCAAAGUGAUUAAAUCAUUACUGGUAAGUUCCGAUGAAAAAGUUAAAUCACUGGAAGUCGUCAUUGUCAUACUUGAAAAAGAAAUAUUUCUUGACAAUUCUGAAAUUUAUUUAGAAGUUUACAAUAACCUAUUGAAAAGUAUUUCUAUAACAAAAACUGAUUCAGUCGAAGAGAAGACAUUUAUAGCAUUGGGAACCUUCGCUAAACAUUUCCAGUAUUUGGUGCCAAAUAAUGAAAGUCUGAGAAUUGUCUUUCUUAAUGGAUUGGAGACACAAAUGAUUAAACUAAGUUUAUCAAACAAACAGUUGUCUGGACUUUUUACUGGACUUGACCGUUUCUGUGCAAGCUUUCCUUUUGAUAUGAACUCUAAGGAAGAUGUGUUUGUUGUUAAUAAAGUAUAUAAGUAUAUUGAAACACUAGCAAUUCCUUCUGGAACUGUUAAAAUCGCAAAUAAAGCUGCCUUAACUUUCCUGGCUAAUAAUAUUUCAUUGUUUAUAAACUUAAUGGUGGAUAAACACAAGUAUUGGCAUGAUACUUUACUCAAGUGGUUAGAAUCCGGUACCGAAGACCAAAAAAUAGGAAUUUUGGUCCUUGAAGCUUUCUACUUAGGUCUUGGAACUUUCUUAUUAAAUGAUGGAUCUUGCCACUACAAACAUGUUACCGAGUACUUUAAGGAAUAUUUUAUUGCAAACAUGACCCAGAGUAAAGUGUUUAAUUACGAUAAAAGGUUAUGUUUACAAGGUCUUUCUUCAUUUUCUGGGGUGUAUCAGUUACAGCUAGAGCAAGAGGAAAUAAAAAAGUUGUUUGCGCAAAUAAUCCAAAAUUUUGAACAGACUUACAUACUCAACCUCGAUCCUUCGACUGAUGUAUUGGAAUUUCUGCCGUUUUAUCUACAAACUGUUGCAAAUUUUCUCCAGUUUAAAACAGUUACCAACAAUGAACUCUUUUGCCUUCAGAAAGGAACUAUUCUUCUUAUGAAAAUAUUUCCACAAUUACCAUACUAUUGUCACCCGCUGGUUACAGAAGCUUUAGUAUUGACGUUUUAUUAUCUAUCACUGAACAGCGAACACAUAUUCAACACUUUCCUCGAAAAUGUAAUAUUCCAAGGAGUAGUAUGGACGUGUUCUCAUCAACAUAUUACGGAAGCUGAAUUAUUAGAAACAAGCUCACAAAAAGUUGUUACGAUAAAAGAUUAUUUGAACAUGUGGAAGUCUUUACUUAAAAUCGUCCCAGUUCGUCGAUUUGACAAGUUUAGGAUUUUUUUGCAAGAACGCAAAUACAUUUUAGUCAAGGUAAUUGAUAAGUUGAUGAGAACUUUGUUGAUAUUAAUCAAUAAAUUAAACGUGUCCGUAACACUGAAUGACAAUAGUGAAGCUGUUACAGACAUACAGUCUGCGUAUAAACUGAAUGCAGUUAACGAUUUUGCAAUUUUUCUCAAUCUGGUCGACCUUUACGAGAAGAUUUUCGAAUAUAUUGACUCCAAUUUAUUAAAGAAAUGUGUCUACAAAUUGAUACAUUAUCUAAUAGCAAAAUGCGAAAAGCACCAAUUAAUCAGUGGUUUCUACAAACUACUAUCAUUUUGCUUGAAAAUCUGUAAAGAUAUCAAUUAUUUCAACAGUUCGUGUGAGGACGCUACAAUGUGUUAUUUAACACUGAGAAAGUUUCUCACAAGUUUGUUGAACAAAACGCAACAAUUCACCGGCGAUUUGCUAAUCGCUUGUCUUCAAGUUCUGUUACAAUACCCAAUUGUUAUAAUUAAAGAUAUGUUAUCGACUUGUACUCCGUCAUUUCGUACCAUUUUUCACGUUGGUCGUACUUCCACAAAAUUAACAUAUUUGACAUUAGAAACUCUAGAGUGUUGGCAAAACGAGAUUGAUCCUGAUGAGUUCGAACCGUUUUUAAAACAGAUUCUUCCGCUGUUUGACUCCUACCUGCAAAGUAAAUCUUUGGAAAGCAUGAGUUCUGGUAUUAACGACAACAGAAGGAAGAGCUCUCAGGCGUUGAAGAAGCGCAAAGUGUUGCUUGAUACUGAACCGGAACUUCUCCGGCUUAAAACAAAAAUGAUCAAGUUUGUUGGACAACAAAAUAGUUUGUUGUGCGAAGCUUUGGCAGUUUCAGAAGAUAAUGCGGAUUUGACGGUUUGGGCAAAUGAACAACAUCUAAAAAUUGAUUUACCCUACGAAGAUGUUAAGCUACAAGUUUAUUUGGAUAAAUUACUACCAAGGAUUGUAAAUGUUGCCUUGAAUAGUUCCGAUCGGAAGACCAGAAUAACAGCGUGUGAAUUACUGCAAGCUACUGUUAUGAUUUUUCUUGGCACAACUAAACAAAUGUCGGGUUCUGGAAUAUCCGAUUUGGAUGAAUUGUUGAAACAUGUCUCAGUUUCCUUGCUUCGAUUAGGAUGUGACAUGGAUCAAGUUGUUGAACAACUCUUUAGACCACUGUGUUUCCAAUUAAUUCAUUGGUAUACACAUCCUUUCCAAUCACGUAGUGGACACGAAGCCAUAGUCAUCGAAGCUAUUUUGGAAAGUAUGACGCAUCCAACCGACACGGCAUUACGUGAUUUUGCCGGUAAAUGCAUAAGUGAAUUCGUCAAAUGGACGAUUAAACAAUCAAAUGAAAAAAAUUUGUCGAAAGAUCCAAUCAACAUAAAAAUUUUAGUCAAAAAAAUGCGAUUCUACAGCAUGCAUCCUGAUUCCAACAAAAAAUUAGGUGCCGCUCUGAUUUUUAAUAGCAUAUACAGAGAUAUUCGAGAAGAAUUGUCGCUUUUGAGUAUGUUUUGGAUAGAGAUUCUUCACAUUUUUGUGAAAAGUUUCUCAAGUUUGGAAAAUGACGGAAUUGAUGAGAACUUGGUCACACAAAUUAAUAAUGCCUUGAGUCGACUUGAAAGAGGUUUUGUGGAAAAAUCAGAUUUGUUUAAUAAUCUUGAUACGCAACGAAGAAUUCCAAAUGAGUUCAAUGGCGGAAAGUUAGCCGAUGUUGCCGUGUGGUUGUUGAAACAGACGGGUGUAAAAAAUGAUCAUUGUAGAACAAAGUGUAUGGAGAUCUUUUGUUCGAUUUCAUCCAAAUGUAAAGGUUAUACAAAUAUGCAAAAUUUCAUAAACUCACAUUUUGAUGGCAGUUGGAUGCGAGAUAUCUACGAAACUUAUUUAAUUCAGCAUCCAACUUUACAAUGUCCAAUGAAGAACGAGGAUUUUACUCCGAUUAAGUGGAUGCAAGGAUUGUUAUGUGCUUUGGAUGGUUUUAUUUUUAUCAUCAAAAAUAAGUUAUCAUCAACUUUAAGCGAAACUUGCACUACAUCUAUUCGUUACUUUCUCGAAAACGUAUCAACGAUUACUUUAGAUGAGGCUUUUGCUAUAAUUGAGCCAAAAAUGUGGAUGUUUACAACAUUCGAAAAACUACAUUUUGAUAAACAACGUUCUCAAGCCGUCAUCAAAAUUUUACAACUUUUUACGAUAUGCGAGACUAUAACUGCAUUUUAUACUUCUCACCUUUGGAAUUUGUUGGUUAACUUUGUAUUUAAUCGUCAAAGUUUGGGUUUUGAGUGUUUUCAACCGCAAGACGAUGAUAAUGAAAGUGUUUUGAAAGGAUUUUUAAAUAGUUUGCCUCAAAGCCAAGUUCUUCAAGUUGGAAAUGUUCUAUCAAAGUAUGUAACGGACAAUUUUAAUGAUGAAUUUGAUUUGAAAGAUCACGUUAAGUUGAAACAAAGACACAUUGUGAGAGGAAUUUACAUUUUGCAAACACUUUCCUUGAAACAGUUUACUGUUGGAAGGGUUGCACCAUUGUUGAAUAAAUUUCUCCAAUUUGCUGAAGAUAAAAUCAUCUUCUUAGACGACCUCCAAGACACUACUCUUUCUUACUGUAUUACCGUUUUAAAUUAUUCCCUUGAAGAUCAAAAUGAGUUUAAGGUUUUCGUUGAUUAUUUAUACAAGGAUUACAAAGUUCAGACUACAAACUGCAAGCAACCGAUUAGUUUUGGUACUUACCUAUUUACCAUAUUCGAAGAUACCAUCAUCCGUAAAGUUGUUACAAAUUUUGAUGUUUUUUUCACGUACUGUCUGGAAUAUAAGGACAAAAUCGACAAAACUGUGGAAUUUAUUUUCUACAUUUUAAGAUGCAUUGGUCUUAAUAAACAUUUUAAAACUCAACAUGGUAUUGUUAAUAUCGUAUUAACAAACUGGGAUAUUUUUGAAGAAUUUUUUAACGAAAGCCUUUCCAACAUUCAGUUGGGGUAUAAGUUACUGAAACUUUUUAACCCAACCAUCAAAUCGAGCAGGCUUCAAUGCGACAAUUUGAAGAAAUGGUUACUGUGGGUAUUAACCUACGAAACAAAUGUGAUGUGGAGAGAAGAAUUUGAAUUGAAGAUUGAGACCAUUGAUUUAUUGAGUGACAUUUUGGACAACCUUGAUGAAAAUACAGAUCUAAGACGCUCUCUGGAUUGUUUUAAAGCCAAAUUAAUCUCCGAGACGUCACCAAUUCCUGCAGAAGAGAGGCCAUUUAUCUUGGAUAAACUCCUCUCUCUAAUCCCAAAAAUUAGGUGUUUUGAGCUUCUGGUUUUCAUUCUGGAGAUUUAUGCUAAAAUGUCCACUGGAAACAGUAUCUCGGACGUAAAGCAUUAUAUGACUGAAAAUAUCAUGAAUAAUCAGCAAGAACAUAAAUUAUUACUAGUCAAAUUAUAUGAUUUAUGUCUACUUGAAGACCUUGAUAAUUUCCAAAAGUAUAAAUUGAUUAUCGAUACGAGUUCAGUCUUUCAGUACUGUAACGUUACAUCAUUUGAAGAUUUUUUUACGGAAACUAUUUCAACAGUACUAACGGUUCUAAAAGAACCCGUCACCACCGAAAAUUUAUCUAACAAGAUUCUACAUUUCUUAUUGGUGGGUGUAUUAUUUUUGAGAUGUCCGCUACAAAGUGAUGAUAGUGAGAUCAGUCGAAUAACACAAGCGGCUCUACCUCAAAAACCAAACAAUAAGACUUUGUUGCUUCAACUGUUGAAGUUUACAUUGAAUGCUAUUAAAGACACAAUUGAUUGUGUGGUAGAGUACGAGGAAUUGUUUCGCUUGUAUAAGUGUCAUUCGUACAAUGCGAUGAUUUCAAUCGUAUGCAAUUCAAUGAAAGAUGCCAAUUUCUACACAAAGUUAUUUGUACGCCAGGAAGACAAUAAAGACAUAUUGUGGAGUAGCUUAAUUGAUACGAAGAAAACUUACGUAUUUCAGGCCGAUUUUGAUAAUAUUCCCAAACAGACAAAGAUCUUGCUAAAUAUACGAGACGAGAUGAGGCUUCGUAAAAGAAACGAAAACAAGCAAACUCAGUCUGUGAGAUAUAUCGAGACGCAGCGAGUUUUCAACAGUUCGUUGGCUGAAGACGUGACAAAAUUCGAUUUCACAAGCAGUAUUUUGCGAACACAGUCAGAUGACGAUGCGGAAAGUAACGAAUUAUUUGUACAGAGUGAAAUCGAACUGGAUUGUACCGAUAUUUCAACUCACGAAUGUAUGGCCAACGUUUGCGGUGUGAUUGAACAUAUGUUUAGAGCUGGCAUUAGCGAAUUUCCAGAUGAAGAGGAACAAUACGAAUUGCCAGCUUGGUUACAAGCAAUUAGAACAUUACUACUCGAUGAGAACACCGCAGUUAAUGUUAAAAUAUUUUGGGUGAAAGUUAUCGACAAUACCAUUCACAUUUUCAAACACUUUUCCAAAUAUUUCACGGAACCACUUCUCAAGUUUAUCGUUGAUCGAAGCGCUGGAGAGGUUAUGAAUUAUUUCGUUGCCGAUGUGGUCGCAGUUUUGGCAACAUGGUGUACCGAAGUCACUCUCGAAACACAAACGGAGAUCCAACUUGCAUCAAAACUUGUCGCAUUUCUGAUCAAUAAUCUUAAAAACGACCGACAAGAUAUAUUCAAGUAUCACCUCCAGUUAAUUCGGCUCUUGGUUGAGGCAUGGAAAACGUCAAUUGAAGUCCCUUACGAUCUAAUUUAUGCGAAAUUGAAAGUUGAACCAACUUGCAAAGCUGUGGAAAUUGGAAUACAUGUCUCGUCAAUAUUUUUGGCAAACAAACUUCUGCCAUGGAAAGGCGACAGCAAAGACUUUUGUAAAAGUAUCUUUAACGUAAUUCUUAAAGCCAAGUACAAAACUAUUUAUAGGCCUUGUGCUGAAACACUUGGACUUAUCCUACGUGAAACCAGUCAUGAUUUACCAAAACUGUGUGGGAAUGUUCACAUUUUGUUGAAAAAAAUUAAUGAGCCUGAUAAGUACGCCCAUAUCUUAGAAGGGCUUGUUUUACAUUACCCGCCAAUAGUCAACGAGGGUUACUUGAACAGUCUCUUAAGCCGAAUUCAUGGAGUCCCUAAGCCGUUAAAGAUAAUUUAUUUACGAAUUUUACUAAGUCGUUGCGACGAUUUGCACAAACUUAGUGAUUUCAAAACAGAAAGGUGGGAGACUUAUAUUGAAAAUGACCAUCUCGAAGUGCAACUUCUCGCGCUUGAAAUUGUCCAUAAGAGUCUGAAUGUCUUACGUUUUGCUCCAACAUUUCCAGAGAUUGUUCAAUCAGUUUGUAAAAAUGUGUCAAACACGAACGUUUUAUGCAGAACUAAAGUGUUUGACGUUGUGAUGGCAAUUUGCGAGACGGGAAUUUUACCCGAAGUAAAACCUGUUCUAGUUCAAGGACUUUGUGACGAAGAUACAGAAAUUCGAGAAAGAGUAUAUAAUUUCUGGCGGAACAAUUCGUCAGUACCUCAUCCAGUCGCUGAUCGAUUUUUAUAUUUACUGAAAAACUUUUAUGAGGAAAGCACCGAAAAUGAUUUUCUUGGAAAUUGUUGUUACUUCUUAUUGGAGCGUUUGAAAUUUGCGGACGAUUAUAGCAAGUUGCUUUUUGAACAUCCUUUGGAAGACUGUAACUUUGAAGACUAUUACUUGGAAACAAAUUGGCGUGCCCGCUAUUUAUCUGUUGUACCCUUGUUUGCCGAAACUGUGAGAAGUUUCAGUAUGAGUCUGCAAACUUUUGACUCGAAACUGAGACAAACACAAACUUCGCUUGAAUUUGCACCCACACAAGUUGUGAGGUCUAAACAAUUUUCACAAUAUACGAUGAGUGAAAGUAGUUUAUUUAUUAAACCCGAAGAGGAGAAAAGUUUCGUUGAUCCAAACUCAAUCAAUUUGUCGUACAAAUAUCGCAUCCCCAAGCGACGCUUCCUUAAAGAUAAAGCUAAAGUUCACAGUUAUUUCGCCCAACAGCAAGUGAAGAAGUCAAGCGAGAAAAUCGAAAAGAGAAAAGAAUUUGCCAAAGAACGCGAAAAUAAAGUCACUAUAUAUAGAAGUUAUAGAAAAGGGGAUUUACCCGAUGUUCAAAUUACUUUACAAGCUGUACUAGAGCCGUUACAAAUUCUGGCUUUACGUGAUCGUGAAAUUUCAAAAAUUUUGUAUGAAAAGUUCUUGAAGAGUAUAUUGGAAAAAAGGAAAAGUGAUGCCAACUUUAUUCAAGAAAUAUCAGUUGGAAUACAAACAAUAUUUAACAAUUCCUCCGAAUUUAGUAGAAAUCUGUUUCGAGCUCUAUUUGAUGCUCUAAUCUUUAGCAAGAGUUCCAUUGUAUUUCCACCAGAAUUAAUAGUGAGCGUUUCUCAGUCAAGUGGUUUAAGAGGUUUGGGAGCAUUGCUUCUGGAGGAAUAUUUAAUAUCUUGCGAUGUGACAGAAGUCGAAGCGAAGAAGUCACGUGGGAACCAAUUGAGUCAAGACACGAACCUUUGGAUAAAAUUGGCAGAGCUGUAUAAAGAAAUGGAAGAAUGGGACGUUGUCAAAUCAAUUUUCCUCGAAAAAACACAAUGCCCUCAAGAAGUAAAAAAUGCUCUUCUUGCCGAAUCGCAAAAACAAUGGAAAGAUGCUCGAGAUCUUUAUCAAAGUUUGAUAGAAACCGAUGACGUUAUUGAACGAAAAGAUUUUUAUUAUGAUUCCUAUUUCAAGUGCUUUGCACAUUUAGGAGCAUGGAAUGAUUUAAUAAACUCUGUCGAUUCCAUCGUUUCGCAAAACCCCACCGAAACUUGGAAUAAUUUAUGGGAUCAGGGUUUUAAUCAAGAAAAACUUUUGCCAUGGUAUAUAAGUGGACACUUGAAAGAUAUUUUGUUUACCGAUAGUUCCACGCAACAUUUUCUCUCAAGUCUUAAUAGUAGUCUCGAAUCCAGUCACUUGGCGCAUCUUGAAACACAUUAUCUCGAAGAAAUCACAAUGUUGUGGAUUUUUAAAAAUGACAUACAAGAAGCCGAACACUAUCUAAAAAUUUACAUUAACAACUUUUUAGAAGACUGGCAACAAUUGGAUUCAUUUUACGCAAAUCUACGCUACAUGAAAUUAUUAAAAUUGCGAAAUAUGAUUGAUAUCGACAAGUUUUUGGACGUGUUAAACAACAUUAGCAUCGAAAAUGUGGUAGAAAUUGAUGGUUUAGUUAAAUACUGGAACAGAGCGGCCUUUGAGAACUUACCUUCGAUUUUAUUAAAGGAAGACAGGGUUUUAUACCGGAAACAAUUUCUCCGUACUUUGGUAAGAAAAAUCGAAUCGUUCGAUAAUGAUGAUUUUGCAAACACCUUAACACAAUUAAAUGACAUGAGCCUUAAACUGGACGAAGAUAUUUUGGAGGCAGCGAUUGGAGAGAACAAUUUUUACAUGACCAAAAAAUACUUAAAUCUCUCGAAUAAUAGAAAUGCCUUCAAAACGCAGCUAAUUUUAAGCAAACUGGCUUAUAUUAAAUCACUCAUGCUUAAUAACUCGGAACAAAAAUUGAACGUGAUAUUGCAGGGAAUUAAGACACUUGUCCCCAUAUUUGAAGAAACUGAAAGUUUUCUUCAACUUUCAGCCCACGUUACUUUUUUCAAACACCUCGAUUAUAUCUCUUCACUUCUUUCGCAAAACGAAGAUUUGCUUCAGAAUCGUCAGUCAGAUUUGAUGACUUUGACUGAAGUCACUCAAAGUGUUUCUUCCAAAGAUGUUGCAUUUUUUGCAGCUAAUAAGUUAAAAUCGUUUCUUCACAAUUACAACACUUCCGAUGUUUGUACUGAUGCGUACAUACAGUACGCUGAUGCGUACGUACAGUUGGCUUAUUUUGCAAAGAAUCAAGGAAAAAAGUAUUUCAAAGACUUCAUGUUGUUUGUUUUAAGAGCAAUGAAGUUUAAUUCAAAGGAGGGCAAACAACUUUUCCCAUGUGUUUUGAUGGAGCAAGAAUUUAGUCUUGAAGAACAACAACUAUUUCUUACCGAAACUGAACAAAUCCCAGUGUGGAUGUUUUUGAAAUGGAUUCCUCAAAUACUUGUUAAUAUAGAUUCGUCUAAAGUCACUGUUAUUAAACCGCUUGUGUUGAAAAUUGCUACAACGUACCCACAAGCUAUAAUGUACGCUUACAGGUUAAGUAAAGAGAACUAUAAAUGUGAACAGCGGGAAGCUAAGGAGUUGAUUGAGACUCUGGACGAGCUUUUAUUAACCGACGAGGGAGCAAAUAAAUUUUUGAAAGCUUUAUCUUUCAUUGGAAUACCAGCUGCCAUCUUAAUCUACUAUGUUCGAAAAAUUGUAAAACUAAUUGCUUCCAGUGAACUAGGUCAAGCUAAAAUUGUCCACGAUUUUGUGUUGAAAGAAAUGUUCAUAAAAGCUGACUCACGUGAUAGCGAUUUACUACAAGGAAAUAUGUUUAAGUCAAUUACAAAAUAUGAAAAGGAUCUAAAAAAUAUUGGAAGGUUGUUGACCAAGCCUUCGGAGACACCAAAUGUCCUUAAACAACUUCAAAAAAUCAACACAAAUUUAGGAAAUACACUGCAGGAUCGAAGGGAAAACCAGAGGAAUUCACGUCUUCUUAAAGAAUAUUGUCCUUGGUUGGCCAACUUUUCUGCAAGUAAAAAUAAUUUAGAACUUGAAAUUCCUGGCCAGUACGAUGGUGAAAGGAUACCACUUGUCCAACACCAUGUUAAAAUAUCUGGAUUUUGUCCAAAUGUUUCCAUAAUGAGUUCUUUGCGAAAACCUAUAAAAAUAACAAUUUUGGGUAAUGAUACUAAGGAGUAUCCAUUCCUUGUAAAAUUUGGCGAAGACGUUCGACAGGAUCAACGAAUUCAACAGCUUUUUUCCUUGAUGAAUAAUAUUUUUCAACAUGAUAGAAAUUUGAACGGACGUAAAUUUCAUAUACUUACAUACCAGGUUAUACCAUUAACAACAAGUUUAGGUAUAAUACAGUGGAUUGGCAACACAAAGUCUCUUCAUGAAUUUUCAAAUAAUGAGAAUUUUGACAAAGUUGUUGAAACCUUCACAAAAUGGAUUUAUACUUCCGCGAAUCAAUCACCUUUCGAUGCUUAUGGAAGAGCGGCCAUGAAAUAUUCGCGAGAUAAAACCAUAGUCAAGUUCAAAACAUUGGUUAGCAAAAUUAGCUGGGAUGUUUUCAGAUCUACAUUUUUGAAAUUAAGCAGCAACACUGAAGGUUUCUUUGCACUGCGAAAUAACUUUAUCAAAAGCUACGCUAUCAUGUGUGCCAGCCAUUGGAUCGUAGGUGUAGGCGAUCGCCAUUUAUCAAACUCCUUAGUAUGUCUAAACAGCGGCAAGGUUUUGGGUAUCGAUUUUGGUCACGCCUUUGGUACGGCAACCCAAAUUUUGCCCGUACCAGAACUGGUUCCGUUCCGUCUAACACCUCACAUUGUCAACUUAAUGGAGCCUUUAGGAGCUACGGGAUUAUUUAGGGAAAUCAUGGUGCAUUGCUUGAGAUCUCUGAGAUCGAAUUCUGCUUCCUUGUUGUCCACAAUGAAUGUUUUCAUUAAAGAACCGUCACUUGAUUGGCUAGAGCAUGCUUCGAGGUUUAGCACCGGUGUGGAUACGUCUAAUUGUGACUGGUAUCCGGCACAAAAAAUCGAACAAGCCAGAAAGAAACUAGCUGGAGCUAACUCUGUCAAUAUUAUGAUUGAAGAUUUGCUUGCGGGACAUCAGAAAAAUCAAGCGUACAUGAAGGCUUAUAUUGCGUUGGUUGAAGGAAAUUCAGAUUUUAAUGUUCGAGCUAGAUUGGCAGGCAAUGGUUUGUCAGAGGAAGAUCAAGCGAUUUGUCUUAUAGACCAUGCUACUGAUUAUAAUUUACUUGGGAGGAUGUUUGAAGGUUGGGCAGCGUGGGUCUAACUUAAGGUUAUAUUUUUGUACUCUGUAAUGUUUUAUGUUUUCUAAUACAGUUUACUUAUUAAUGAA